CGAGCAUGCUCCCCUUCCGUGUGCAUAAGUUUCUUGUGUGACCAAGUUGAAAUGGUGUGGGAUGGUUCAUGCUGCGACAUGCUCCCUUCCGACGACUGCAGUCAACCAUCGCACCUUCCAGCCCGGUAUUAGCCACACCAGCAUUUUAUAGCAAUCGGCAACCUCGGCCACCACGGUCGGCGCACCGCAGUAAGGGCGCUACUCCUUGCUCACAGAGCCGGGUGUAUACCAGCGCAAGCGCGGUAGCGGCUACCCAUUCAGGCUCGGACGAGCACUCGAGAAGUAGCAGCUCCGACACUGCACGUACCGAGCCAAGACACAAUGUGACAGUUUAUGAGGAUGCACGCAGGCCCGCGGAGCGGAGCGCUCGUGCGGAACGGCAGAGUAUCGAUGCCUCUGACGGUGUAAAGCCUCUGUCAAACUAUGGACGUCACCGCCACGGUAUUGGGGAAGGCAGAAGCGAGUCUGUAGCAGUAGCAAGGGCGGAUAACCAAGUCGACCAUUCAAGGCUUUUCAGACGCCUGAGGGGGGCUGACGAGAGGCUCGAUCACGUUGCCACAGAACGAAAGCAACAGGUUGAACGAGCUGAGCGUCAGCGGCUUGCGGCGGCAGAAGGGGAUGACUUCAGCGCAGCCUUAGCACAAGCGACAGUGCGUCAGAAUGAUGGCUGGGAACAGAUCACUGCUCGAAUCAGAGCAGCACCCUCAGACUUUCCGCACAGAACACUUUCAGACCCGCGCGUAUCGCAGCGACAGAACGUGAAACUUCAGAUCAGACGCCAGCAAAGGCAGAAUGAGCGCCAUCCGUCUCUCCAGGGUGUCUCGGAUCACGCCUGGUUCAACAAGGUGUUGUACGAUCUGACCAAAGCGAUACGCGCCCGCGCAGGACACGACGUCUUCACCGAACGCUCAGAGAUUGUGCGCCUUCCAGAAGGUGUUCGGGCCGCGUUCAAGGGCAAUGCCAACCAGGCCAUUCUCGAGGUGAUGCAGCGCACUGGUAGUCACAUACAGUUGAACGUCGAAGAGUCGCAGCCCGGUGGAGCUGCCGAGACAGGAUUUCAGUCUCUGGUGCUUCGUGGCUUGCCCGACGAGAAUGCGGCAGCUCUCCGCCUUCUCCCAGAACUAUGCACUGCUGUCACCAUUGAUGGUCUGGAUCCUGGUGCUAGCUUGGCAAAGUACAAGCUGUUUGUCGACCAGCACAACGAUACUACUCGCGCAACUACCGCUCCUGGUGCCGUUCCUGAUAGCGACCGGAAGCCUGACGCGAUUACGGACUUAAAACCAUCUCACGAUAUGUUGGGGAAAGACCACGCUAUCGGCUACCGUCUGUCUCCGAUAGGGAUCGCGAAAGAGAUGGACGCACCGAUGCGGAUACGCACCAUUUGGCGACUGCCGCCGGCUUUGGCUGGCCAAUAUGUUAGCUUCACCGUGUCCGACAAUGGCAACAUGAGCCUCGCCAUUCGACGACCUAGCUACUACAGUGCCACGGAACUGACGGACUAUGUGUACGCCCUGUCUUCCUUGCCUCCAGGUUUGGUGAUCCGCGAAGCGCAAGCGGGCGGCAACCGAGCCGACGAGCAUCAGAAUAACGCCGUUAAGCACAGAAUGAUCGAAGUGCUGAUUGAGAUCUUUGACAACCCCGAAGCUGCGGCUUCUGUGACUGGCGAGGCAGUAGAUGUUGCGUUCAGCUUCCUCCUCCAGCAGACGGAGUUACCGGCCUUGCGAAAGCUAAUUGCGCUGCUCGAGGACAACAAACACUACAUGUUUCGGACGAGUAAUUUCGAUGUCCUCCUUAGUGCAGCUGCCAAGGUGGGCGAUGCGCACAACUUCCGGACUUGGCUGACAAACAUGCUGAACCAUGGCCUGCAGCCAUCGUGGCGAACUUGGACAUCCCUUCACAAACUCCUUGGCCGUAGGCAUGGUGGCUGGGCCAAGCAACCAAAAGUACUCGAAGCGAUGAGGGAAUACGGCGUUCUCAACAAUGUAGAAGCUGUACAGCAAGUGGCACUAAACAGCAUUGAGCGAGAAUUCCACGCGUAUAUUCGGCGAUCGUCGGAGACUGCAGCGAAUACGGAUCUGGACGACUUUGCUGAGAUCUUCGAGAAGAUUUUACAUCUUCCGACCAACCACGCGUUACGCACCCCUAAACACAUAAGUGCCAAGAAGUACAGAUCAUGGCUGAGCGCACCUACAGCCAACGUCAUGAUCAAACUCCUACUUCAGCAUGGCCGUGUGCAGGAUGCAUUCGCAGUCGUCAGCCUGCUCGACGAAUCCGACGUUAGGCCGGAUACGUACACUCUCAAUACGUUCCUGGCUGCGAGCACCCGUAUCCGAGACCCUGGCUUCGCUGUGUCAGUGCUGAAGCGCUUCGAACCAGCUUUCACCCGACAACACAUGCCAGUUACACCAGACGAGUUGACCUACGAAUUACUCUUCCGCUUGGCAUGGAGACGGCAGCACUUGAACAUGUUACGUGUGAUUUGGCGACACGCUUGCUGCGCUGGACACGUGACGUGCGACAUGGAGCACAAGAUGAAGCAGUCACUAUGGAGUUAUUUGCCCGCGCCCGGGUCCAUCGCGCGCCGUCGCGCAAUGAAACUGGCCCGACAGCAGGCGGAGGCUCAGCGGAAACCUAUCAAAGGCCCGCAAAAGUCCGCCCUGGUAGCGCUCGAUACUCCAGCAGAACUGCCAGAGAUGGCACGUUCUGCGAUUUUCAUGGGCUGGGCUGGGAAGUUUGCUGUUGGGGUCAUCGAUGGCUUGAACGAGCGGAAUUGCAGCCCUAUCCAAGUACCGCACGAGCGUGACGUUGCCCAAAGCUCCGCGGCGGCAGAUGCUGAGGAAUUGGUCCCUGAACAACACGCAGCGGCAAUGUCGUCUUCCAAUUCAACGCACGAUCGCGCCCCAAGCUCUGGGCUCACUCAACGACAAGUCGAACUGCUGCCUCUGGCUUCACAGCCGCGCAUAUCGCCUUCCGGCACAUUCGACGAAGAGUCUGCUAGAGUAAUGCACCGCAAGCGCAAGGACCGUCUGGAAGAAGUGCUGGAGUCGGAUCUGCGGCAAACCUGGCGUCUAAGGCCAACCGAGUCUUUGUGCACCCUGCUUGAACGCGCUUGGCAAAAAGACGUGUGGUGGCAAGAACACAGGCCUAAUCUGCUGAGCCAUACAGCCGAGCUCGCGAUCAAUGACAAGGUAGCUACUGAAGCGCAAAAAGCAAAAGUACUUGCGCACGAUCUGCAGGAGCGAUUGGAGGAUGGUAUCGUUGUCAUGAUGGAAAAGUACCGGGUAUUGGAGGAAUAGAGUUGUGUUCCGUGCUUUAUAUUGCAUAGCGGUGGCGUUCGAAGGCUGUGUACAGUGAGGGAUGAACCACGAUGUGUCGUCCCGACGCUUAUACCGCACCCUGUGAGACCAAUCACAUCUUGGUGGGGACGGCUGCCUCAGGCUGUAUUAACCAACUCGUUACCACAAAACCUCGUCGAGCACAGUCUGUCUCUAGACAUAUAAAUCCUGUAUCUUUCUUGUCUGUGCGAGCAUCGCU
This is a messenger RNA of Baudoinia panamericana UAMH 10762, 3534 nucleotides long. RefSeq lists its product as uncharacterized. Lineage: Eukaryota; Fungi; Ascomycota; Dothideomycetes; Mycosphaerellales; Teratosphaeriaceae. The record is from RefSeq and is a predicted model, not a curated record. Gene Ontology annotation, molecular function: protein binding. The transcript has a single exon. Bases 69 to 3296 code for a protein of 1075 amino acids.